Molecule: messenger RNA, 294 nt
Organism: Sordaria macrospora k-hell
Lineage: Eukaryota; Fungi; Ascomycota; Sordariomycetes; Sordariales; Sordariaceae
Biological process (GO): copper ion transport
Cellular component (GO): cytosol
Molecular function (GO): copper chaperone activity; metal ion binding
Source: RefSeq, a predicted model, not a curated record
AUGUCCGACGCGAGCACGCACUACAAGUUCGACGUCGCCAUGAGCUGCUCCGGCUGCUCCGGCGCCCUUACACGAGUCCUCACGAAAUUUAAAGAAUCGAACCCCGACAACGUAUCGUUCAAGGUCGACUUAGACUCCAGGACCGUCGAGGUCGACAUCAAGAAGGACGCAUUCUCCGACGAAGAGAUCAUCCGAACAGUUGGCAAGCCUGGCAAGGAGAUCGCCUCUGGCGAGAAAGAUGGUGUUAUCACAUGGGAUAAAGAGCAGAUCAAGGAGAUUUUGGCCAAGAAGUAG